Molecule: messenger RNA, 3571 nt
Organism: Blepharisma stoltei
Lineage: Eukaryota; Ciliophora; Heterotrichea; Heterotrichida; Blepharismidae
Source: the annotation of a GenBank genome assembly
AUGACCCAAGAUAUAGUUGAUAGUAUUAUUUCUAAAGACUUAAAAGCCUCAGGAAUUGCUAGAAUUUUUAUUUUAGCUGACCCAGAAAAUUGUAUAAAAAUCCAAAAAAGUUUAAUUGCUUUUAAUAUGAAUAAAUCUGGAUAUGCUAUUUUGCUUGGCCACUCAUGCUUAAACAAUGGAAUAAUUGAUGGAUCUUUAAUGGUUUUGCCAAGCUAUGAUAUUAAUUCAAUUUCUGAAAAAGAAUCUUAUAUUAAUAGCUUGAGCUAUAGGGGUUUUCCCUAUAAGGGCUGUGGGUUCUCAGUGGAAUCCCUCUGUUGGUCAAACCAACUCAGUGCGUUGGUUUGACUAAUUCACUGGUUGGCUCAACCAGCAGAGGGAUUCCACGGAGAACCCACGGCCGUUAUCGGGCUAUAUAGGGAAAAACACCUAUAUUUUAUAAAUGAAUUUUCCAGAAUAAAGGUACAAAAUAAAUCUCUUUUUUUGCAAAAAUAUAGAGAUUUAACAGAGAAUUUACUAUUUAACUUUACUGUUAUGAAUAUAAGAAAUAAAAUAGCAGUAAAAAUAGGAGAAAUAAGCAAUUUUGGGCUUGAAAUUAAAAAUGAAAUACAAUUUCCAGGAGAAAUAAGUACUAUGCCAGAAUCUUCUAUAAGUAUUUGGAUUUCAGGAAAUAUUGGGUCUUUUAAUCCCUUUGGCCAUUGUUCUAGUAUAGUUAACCAGUUAUAUAAUCAAGGUAGCGAAUUUGCAGUGUAUAAAAUAAAUGAAUCAAAAACAAUUCUCCCGAAUUUUAUUUUGAGGCUGAAUAAUCAAAUAAAUUGUGGAGCUACUGUGUGAAAUUAUGAAUUUGCAAAAGCUUGCUACUUAUUCCUUGUAUCUAGCAAAAAUAUAAAUAUUUCCACCCUUUUAACCCUAUAUUUAUAUUUGAAAAUUUAAAAAAAUAAUUAAGUUAGAAAAUAAAAAUAAUUUGGGUGUCGCUUAUUUAACCUCUUAUUUGUCUUCUGUUGCUGUUGCAACCUUGAAUUUAUUUAAAGAGCUUAAUAUCUCUAUACCGGUGGUAAAUGGGGUUAACUCUGCUAAAGUUUUGUCAAGCACCAAACUAUAUCCUACAUAUACAAGAAUGGUCAUAAAUACAGAUUAUAUGGGAAAAACAUGGGUAAUUUAUAUGAGAGCAAUGGGAUGAACCAAAUGUGUCGUACUAUAUGCAGAUGAUGCCUAUGAUUUGAGUGUUUAUGAUAUCUUUCUACAAGUUUCGCGCUUUGCAGGUAUAACAAUACUCAAUAAAGAACAAUAUAGAAAAUUCCCGUAUUCUUAUAAUGUCUCUCAAUUGGAAAAUUAUAGAAAAAAUUUUCAAAACGCAAUUGACCAAAAUUGCAAUAUUUUUUUUAUUUUUUUUACAGAUCCUGUGCAUUUAUAUGUGCUUAAUAGUUUAUAUGAAAUGGGACUGAGAAAAGGCGAUGGUGUAUUUUUACUUAGCUCAUUAAGUGGAAGCGAUUUUUUGUAUGCAGCCUCAGAUAUUGAUAUAAGAAAAACAUCAGAACUUUUAUCUGGUGUUUUAUUUCUUUUUGUAUCAGAAUGAGUUGGGAGUUUUGGAAAAGAGCUCCAGCAAGAGUAUAUUGAACGAUAUCCUAAAUAUGGUACAAGAAUGAGAUGCACACAUUUUGAUGCUGUUUUAGCAAUAGCAGAAGCAAUUAAAAUGUUGCUAAGCUUAGGAAAGAACUAUGAAAACUACCAAACUCUUAACUGAGCAAUAAAAAAUCUUAAAUUUAAAGGCUGCUCUGGCCGCGUAAUAAUAGAAAAUGAUUCAAAUGAUAGAAGGCUUGACACAUAUAGUUUAAAUAAUGUGUUUUUAGAUAACUCUACAAAUACAUGAAAAACUGUUGAUGCAGGAUAUUUUGCCCCUGACUCUGGGACAUUUUUUAAAUUAACAAGAAAAAUUGUAUGGCCGACUGGUGAAGAAAUUCCUCCAAAUAUGAAAAGCUUUGAUUGCCCAUUUAGAUCAAGCCAAAUACAGAACUCUACAAAAAGCCGUGGAAUUAAAGCAGGAAUUUGUGCUUUCAUUUCAAUUUUUUCUAUUAUUUUUGCAGUUUUCAACUGAAAAAAAUAUUUUUCUUAUAAAUUGGAAAUGAUUAGCCGAGAGAAAUAUUUUACUGAGCCUGAUUAUUGAGUUCUAACUACUAUUAUAAUAGAAUCUCUCCAAUUUCAAGGAAUUGGCCCUUCAUUUUAUGCAUUUAACCAACUUCUUUAUGAAGUAGUCAGUUCGAGCUCAUAUAAUAUAGAAAGUUUGAUAAAAGGAGAUAUUUUCUGAAAAUUUUUUUAUAGUACGCUAGUUUUUUGUAUCGGAUGACUUUUUAUGAAUUUUUCCAUUUAUUUGGAGCUUAUUCCUUCCUUCCUGUGAAUGAGUAAAAAAGAUUUGCUCUCUCAAAAGGAGCUAAUUAAAUUGAAAUUCUAAUUAAAUUAAAAAUUAAUUUAAUGUGCAAAGUUUAUCAAUCUGCUUAAAAUUCAAGAAAAUUAGCUAGAGAUUUCAUAUAAUAAUACCAUUUAUAUGUCAAAUUAUUUUUAAUAAUUUUUUUCGCUCAAUAAGGUGGGUUUCCUCCCAAGAAUAUUGAUUUUUUCAUAGGUUUUGAUCACAAUUGAGGGCGAAAUUAGCAAUCAUUUUGAAAAAAUUGGGAUAGGGUGGAUGUUUCAAGCUAUAGAAAAAUCUGAAAAAAUAGUUACUCCAUUAAUAAUCAAUAUUUUCUUUCAGCCUAUGAUAACUAUGCUAAUAUCCAUAAUCCAAUGCGAUUAUUCUACAAGUUUAGAGUUAGAGAGCGCCUUUUUAAAUUACGAUUGCUACUCCUCAUGCUGAAAUUCCGAAUAUUUAUCUAUUACGAUUCCAACUCUUUUGAUUCUAGUUUUAUAUAUUUUGCUCGCUAUACAAGCUAGACCAUCAUGACAAGAAGGCCAAAUUAAUUUAAAUAUUAAAUCAGAUCCUGCAUGCAUUAUGAUUAAAAGUGCUUUACAAGUAACUCUGAUUGGAAUUUACAAAACACUGAGAAUAAUCAGCCAAAUCCUCCAUUGCUCUGUAUACUUAUUUUUAAUAGCCUGCUAUUUGAUAUUUAUUAUACAUAGGAAAAAUUUCAAUUAUGAUAGAGCUAAUUUGCUACAAAUUUUUUGCAUAAUUUGUGUAUUUUGGAAUGGAAGCUUAAGUUUAGUCUAUUUAAUACUAAAUUCUGGGCAUUAUAGCAUUUAUCUCAGCAUUCAAUUAUUCGGUCUUUUAAUAAUUAUAGUAUGCAGCCUUAUAAUCAUGCGAAAAUUACCUCCAUCACUAUUAAUUAAAAAAGAAGGCAAAAAAAUUUCAAAUUUAUUUAGGUUUUCUCUGAUGAAUGGCAGCUUAAGCAAUUCCUCAUGCCAUCUAAGUAUGCAAAAAGAAUACGAAAAUUUAUAUUAUUCGAAUUAUAAAGAAGCGCUUGGAGAUAGUUCGAAAAUCAUAGAAUCUGCUAUGCCUAUAAGCUUAAGGAGUUCUCCUGAGCUUGUCUAUAUUUCUGAUAUACAAGAUUUAUUUGAAGAAAAUUCAGGAGGAGUUGAGCUAUCGUAA